Messenger RNA from Mizuhopecten yessoensis (Yesso scallop), 4798 nucleotides. RefSeq names its product structural maintenance of chromosomes protein 4-like. The transcript has 25 exons. The record is from RefSeq and is a predicted model, not a curated record. The coding region runs from base 56 to 3895 and encodes 1279 amino acids. Gene Ontology annotation, biological process: mitotic chromosome condensation. NCBI's taxonomy places the organism in Eukaryota, Metazoa, Mollusca, Bivalvia, Pectinida, Pectinidae. Gene Ontology annotation, molecular function: protein binding; ATP binding; ATP hydrolysis activity. Gene Ontology annotation, cellular component: chromosome.
UUUGAGCGCCAUUUUCGAUUGUGACUGUCUUCAAAACAUUGGUGACUGGUUCAAAAUGCCUGCCCAAAGGAAAAAGAAGGGACAGAAAGCCGUUCAAGUAGAAGAGGAACCUAUGGAAGUGGUUGAAAAAGAAGGCGAUCCAUCUGAGGAAGGCGAUCUGGUGACAAGUGUCGUUUCUCGCCAGUUCAAUCCAGAAGAAUAUGGAGAAAUUGAAAUCCCUCCUGCUGCAGUAAGUGUUGCAACAUAUGAGAUACAUGGACCCCGUCUAAUGAUCACACACAUCGUCAAUGAAAAUUUCAAGUCCUACGCAGGUGUUCAAUCUCUCGGACCCUUCCACAAGAGUUUUACAUCCAUUAUUGGACCAAACGGAAGUGGCAAAUCUAAUGUGAUUGACUCCAUGUUAUUUGUGUUUGGAUUCCGUGCAAACAAGAUCCGCUCUAAAAAGAUCAGUGUGCUUAUCCACAACAGUGAGAACCACAAAGACAUUCAGCAGUGUGCCGUCAGCGUUCACUUCCAGAAAAUCAUUGAUACUGGGCCAGGAGAUGACGAGUACACUGUGGUACCCGACUCUAAGUUUGUUGUGGCCAGGACUGCUUUCAAAGACAACAGUUCCUACUACACUGUGGAUGGCAAGCGGCACACGUACAAAGAAGUGGCAGUAGUUCUUAGAAGUAGUGGCAUCGACCUUGACCACAACCGUUUCCUUAUCCUACAGGGUGAGGUUGAACAGAUUGCCAUGAUGAAGCCCAAGGGGUUGACAGAAAGUGAAGAUGGAAUGUUAGAAUUCCUGGAAGACAUUAUUGGAAGUAAUCGAUUCAAGGAACCCAUUGAUGUCCUUGCUAAACGGGUAGAAACCCUGAAUGAAAUGAGGGGAGAAAAGUUGAACAGAGUCAAAGCUGUAGAAAAGGAGAAAGAUGAUCUAGAAGGAUCCAAAAAUGAAGCUGUGGAGUUCCUCAGUAUGGAGAAUGAGAUUAUUCGCCACAAAAACAAAUUGUACCAGAAAUAUAUCAAGGAGUGUACUGUGAAUGGAGACAAAGCCACAGAACAGUACAACAAAAUCAAUGAAGGGAUGAAAGAGGUCAACGGCAAGAUGCAGUCUAUCACAGAUGCCAUGAAGGAAAAGGGCCAUGAGCAUAAACGCAUCCUAAAGCAGUAUGAAAUGUUGGUUGUGAAAGGAGAUGAGGCCAAGGAAAAAUUCAGUGAUUUUGAAAAACAGGACGUAAAAUGUCGAGAGGACAUGAAACACACCAAAUCCAAAGCUAAAAAGCUGGAGAAGGCGUUGGAGCAGGAGAAAAAGAAGGUGGAAGAAUUCAAUGCUAUGCCAGAGCAGACAGAACAGGUUAUUGCAGAUCAUCGCCGAAAAUUAGAGAGACUGGAAAAAGACAAAAAGAAAGAGGAAGAAAAGCUUGCUGAAGUGAUGGAAAGCUUGAAGACAGAGACAAAAGGUCUACAGGAAGAGAAGGAGAAAAAGGAGGAGGAGUUAUUGGGACUUCAGAAAUCAGUCAAUGAUACCAAAUCAAAGUUAAACAUUGCCCAGUCAGAGCUGGACAUCUAUCUUAGUACCCAGCAGAGUGAGACCUCCAAGUUGGAGGAGAUGCAGAGAAACCUGAACAAAGCCUCUACCACCGUCAAGGACAGACAAAGUUAUUUAAAAGAUCUCAAAAGGAAGCUUCCUGAAACAGAAAACAUUAUUGAAAAAGCCAAGAAGGACAUGGAGCUAGCAGCAACUACAGAAACAAAAUGUGCAAACGAGUUGAGAAGUGUAAGAUCUAAAGUAGAAGAGGCACGAAGUUCUAUGCAGGCAGCGAGGAGACAAGGCAAGGUGAUUGAGGCUCUGAUGGAGGCCAAGAAGCGGGGAGUGAUGCCAGGUGUCUGCGGACGAUUGGGUGAUCUUGGUGCCAUUGACAUGAAGUAUGAUGUUGCCAUAUCAACGGCGUGUGGAGCUCUUGACCACAUCGUGGUGGACACCAUCAAUACAGCCCAGCAGUGUGUCCAGUUCUUGAAGAAAAACAACAUUGGGUCUGCUACCUUCAUAGGACUCGAGAAAAUGGCCAAAUGGAAGGAACACACCAAAAGGAAAAUAACUGCUCCAGAAAAUGUACCUCGCCUAUUCGACCUUGUGAAGACAAAGGAUGAAAACUACCUUCCUGCCUUCUACUUUGCCUUGAGGGAUACACUUGUAGCCAAUGACCUUGAGCAGGCCACAAGGAUAGCCUACGGCAAGACUCGCUACAGGGUGGUAACACUUCAGGGCCAGCUCAUCGACCAGUCAGGUACCAUGUCGGGCGGAGGGAAGUCUGUAUGUAAAGGAAGAAUGGGCUCAGCUCUUGUAGCAGAUGUUGACCCCAAGGAGCUGAACAACUUGGAAAACUCCCUGGAAAAGCUGGCAAGUGAUGCCCAACAGAGUCGGGCUAACAAAGAGAGACUGGAGGACCUGAUCCGAGAGCAGGAGAAAUCCCUAAAGAAUACUAAACACACUAUCGACAAGUGUGAGAUGGAUAUUAAGGCAAUGUCGGAGCAGGAGACAACCUUGACCUCACAAAUCAAAGAACAGGAAGCCAGGGUCAAGGCUGCAGCACCUGAUGAGAAGGAGCUCAAAGAGCUGGAGAAAAAAGUUGGAGAAUACAAAAAAGAGUAUGAGAAAGCCUCUGGGGUAGCUGCCAAAAUUGAAAAGGAAGUUCAAAGAUUACACAAUGAGAUCAUGGACAUUGGUGGAUCUAAGAUGCAGGCUGUCCAGAGUCGAGUGGAUGCUGUGUCAAACCACAUUGACCAGAUCACUGGUCAGAUCACCAAGGCACAGGUUGGCCUGAAAACUACAGCAAGAAACCUGAAGAAGGCAGAGGAGAAAGUGGAGUCAGUGGAAGAAGAGAUUGAGGAAAACAAGAAAAGGAUGGCUGAGCUGGAUACACUCUUCAAACAGCUGGAGGAGGAUGCCACGACUGUACUGCAAAACUACCAAGAUUUAAAGGACAAGAUUAAAGAGGCAGACGAUGAGCUGACUGGGGUGAAAGCAGAGAUCGCCAAACACGAGGAGGAGCAGAAUCAGCUACAGAAAGAAGUGGUGGACGUUAGACAUGAGCUGGAAAAGUUUGAUGGAAUCGUCAAAUCGAAUCAACAGAAAAUUAAACAUUGGAAAAAGGAGAUGGGGCAGCUGACCUUGACCCCUAUAGAAGGUAAGGAAGAGGCUGAUUUGCCAACUAUUGAGGAUGAAGAGCUGGCUACCAUUGACAAGGAAGCCGUUCAGUAUGAGAUCACCGUCCUAGAGGAGAAACUGGCUCAGAUGAAACCCAACAUGGCUGCCAUAGCAGAAUACAGGAAAAAGGAAACACUGUACCUGCAGCGUGUAGGCGAGCUUGACCAGAUCACCGACAUCCGGGACCGACAGAGGAAGUAUUACGAGGAUCUACGUAAACAGCGGCUUGAUGAGUUCAUGGCUGGCUUCAGUGUUAUCACAAACAAACUGAAGGAGAUGUACCAGAUGAUCACUCUCGGUGGGGAUGCAGAACUGGAGCUUGUCGACUCCCUUGAUCCAUUCUCAGAAGGAAUUGUGUUUAGUGUAAGACCACCCAAGAAGUCGUGGAAGAAUAUCUCCAAUCUGUCCGGAGGAGAGAAGACUCUCAGCUCACUAGCCCUGGUAUUUGCCCUGCAUCAUUACAAACCUACACCUCUGUAUGUUAUGGAUGAGAUUGAUGCCGCUCUCGACUUCAAGAAUGUCUCCAUUGUAGCUAAUUACAUCAAGGAGAGGACAAAGAACGCCCAGUUCAUCAUUAUAUCGCUGAGGAAUAACAUGUUUGAAUUGGCUGACCGCCUUGUUGGCAUAUAUAAAACAGACAAUUGUACAAAAUCUGUAACCAUUAAUCCAAACCGGCUAACGCAACCUCUUAGUGUCGCAUAACCAAUAAUCCUGAUCAGCUGACACAAUCUCUCAGUGCUGAGUAACUUCCGCCUAUAUAACACCUGUCACAAGCUGUCAGGACCACGCAACCAUCAUCUCCAGCCGGCUGACACCUAUAUAACACCUGUCACAAGCUGUCAGGACCACGCAACCAUCAUCUCCAGCCGGCCGACACAACUUCUGAGUGCUGCAUAAUCCGAGGACACAAUUGGAAAAGAGUGUUUCCAACGACUGAAGUUGUAUGACUUGUCGAAGCGGUGUUCUGUUAUGAUAAAGAACGCAAAUCUUCUAGAAACACAGAUAGAGAUUUAUUCUGACAACACACAAAACAUAUACAGGAUUUACAGUCCUUAUUUAGUCAGCUAGUGAUAUAGAGAUACAUACUUCAUGCUGAUGUAUGUAAAGAUACAUAAUUGUUGCUGAUAUAUCUUCAGCCGAAGAAUUUUCGUUCAGUAUUAAAGAAUGCUUAGAUUACCUUCUUGACCUUUAUAUUAAUUAUCAUAUUUUGUUAAAAUAUGAUAGCCAUAGUUUCCCCUUUAACUCAAAAAGAAACUGUGAUGGAAUUUGAAAGUUAUAGUUUUACAGUUAUGCUUUGAAGGGAAAGAUUCAAUCAUGUUUCGUUAAAAUUACAUACUUUUCUACAUGAAGAUAUUUGCUUCAAUGAUCAAUUAAAAAUGAGCUGUUCAUAGCAAGAGGUACCAAAUUGAAGGUAUAACAUCAUAUCAGAGAUCUUUAGAUUAAGCAAAAAGUAAUAUGUUAAACCAUCAUGGUCGGGGAACAUAUUUAUUUUAUAACAAAGAAAAAGUAGAAAAAAUUAGGAUUUUGAGUAUUUAAAUGAUAAUAUUUAGCAAAAUACUGUGAAAUCACUGAUUUUUAUGGGGUUUGUAACUCAUUCACCCCUGA